UAGUUGAGAAUUAUAUUAUUAAUAGUAAUAAAAAUGAAAUAUAUGUGUAUCUUAAUGUUAUGUAUCAUGGCUGUGGCAGCCAAUGUGUGCCAGAACGAUGCCCAGAAGGCAGGAUCUCCUCUUUCUAUAAGUUUCGGAAUGGCCGGAAUUACAUAUGUCUAUCUUUUGGAUAUUUUGGAAGACCAAGACAGUGAAUUACUCUAUUUUAUUGGGUGGUUUGGUUCACCUGCUCCAUAUGACACAAUAAUCUACAAGUCGGGCCCUGCCCUGGCCAAAGUGCAAGUGAUGACUUAUGAUAUCUACAGCAACUACCGUCUCUACGCCAUGUCUCCAAGCAAGGAAUUCAUCUAUAUCCAAGACCAUACAACAGAAAAGAUAUUCGAGGUCAGGACUUCAGACCUGGUAAUCUCCAGGGAGUUGUCAGUUAGCUCUGCCUCUGUGAGUUUUAAUACAAACAUGGAAGUGAGUGAAGGCUUCUUCUUCAGCCUCAUCAGCAGCUCGGUCAUGCACACUUGCAGAUGGAACAUGGCAGAUACCAAUCUCGACUGAUUCACUUUCGGAGUCAACAGUCAGGCCAAUUUGGCCCCAAUCAAUGCCGAUCUGCUGUUCUUUGGAUCAACUGACACAGCAGCCGAUCAAUACUACCUGGUGAACUAUAACUUCUCCUCCUCCAGCCUGGCCUGGAAGAAGAGCAUUGCCUGUCCCACUUCGGGCUGAGGGAGCAAAUUCAGCAGCUCCCUGGUGAGCAGAGAUGAAGAGUGGGUCUACACAAUGGUGCUGUACGAUGAAAAUUUUAUUUUCCAAAAGCUCAGCAUCACCGACGGGAGUACCCAAAGCUCAGGGCUGAUUUGGAACGACAGUGAGUAUGUUGAUAGUUACUGAAUGAAAGAGUUCAGUGGUUUCAUUGCCAUCCAGAUUGCCAGUUCCUCAUCAUCAUAUGGAAAAAGGUUGAUCCUGGUCUCCCCCUCUGCUGCAGAAGUUGUGAAGGAGUACAAGUCGGUGGAAUCGAGGGCUUAUGCAAUCGGAAGGUUGGUAUAUAAAGAGGAAGAGUUAAUAUUUCAUUCUGGAAGAAUAGAACCUAGUUACGCAUUCUUCCUUGCAAGAUCACCCACAAACAACAUUGGACAGCUUGCUGAGUUUGAAGAAGACACUCCUCUGUUCAGUCCAACUACCACUUUCUAUCAGGUGUCGUCAACAACAUCAAACCCAAGCCUCACCUCAAGCACGAAGACUCUUACGAUCUCAAUUUCAUCGUCCAUCACUACUACUGACAUCACGCCAUCCACCAAUCCUUCGUUCACCACAUACGUGGCUUUGUGGAACCAAGACUACUUGAAGACUGUCCAGAGCAACGCUUCGGUGAAAUUGGAAUUCACCUGGGCCUGAGCUCAGUCAGCUAAUUACACUGCCAUCAGCUUCAGUCUGGCCCAAACUGGCUCAAAUACGAUACCUGAGUGGGUGCAGUUGGAUGCAGGCAACCAAGAGCUACACCUCAACAUCACUCCCAAACUGACCGAAAAGAAGACUUUCUAUUUUUCACUGCAGAUCUCCUUCAACAGUGAAGUUCACUACAAGAAGUUUGAGAUCACUGUAGAAAAAUGAUCAAUUCAAAACUGCGAUCGGUGAACAUUAGGAGACCACAGCACUUGAGAGGCUUGAUCAGAUGGAUAUCAAAGCUCUGAUGGACAAACAUUAUGUUCCAAAGUUGAAUCUCCUGCCGAAAAUGCGCCAGCUGGUGCUACACAGACUGCCACUGCUUUUAUUGGAGCAAGUAUGAUAAUUGCUGCUGCCUCAUCUGCUCUUUCUUUUACUUCGGUCAACUCAAUUUUCUGUAUGAUGAAUAGCCUGCAACUUGCAAUUCUUCUGCCACUCGUUCCAGAGUAUUUUUCACUCAAAGUUUUAGAUUUCUUGAAUGGAAUGGGCUUUGCAAUGCUUUCAUUAGAUUUUAUUCAUCUCAAAGAUAUUCCUUUUGUUAAAACUAUCACAAACUGGGUCAAAUAUCCACAGACCGAUGAAUACUUGGAAGAGAUAGGAAUGAGCUCAGGAAGUUCUCUUGUGAACUAUUUCUCUCUUAUAUCCUUAACUAUUUUGCUCGUAAUAUGCCACAUCUGAGUUUAUUUAUUUACAAAAUGAGCAAGGAAAUCUGAACGCGAGAAAUGUAAGAAGUUCUUCAAUAAACUGUUUGAAUUCUUUACCUUCAACAUUUACAUUCGUACCUUUAUCCAGGCGUUUAUGUUCACAAUACUCUGCACUUUUUCUGAAAUGUAUUCACUAAACCUGAAGACAACAACUGUGAAAAUCUCGUUCGGGUUCUGCAUAGUUACCGUUAUGGUCUGAUUUUGUUUGCUAAUCCUAUCCCUGUACAUGUAUAAAAAAUCGUUUCCAGAGAUAGACAAUGAGAAAUAUUGGGCCUGUAAGGAGUUCUUCAAUGGAGUUAAAGAUGGCAGAUACUCUAAGCUCUACACGACAAUCUUUUUGAUGCUUAGAGUUAUGCUAGUUGCUCUUGUUAUUUUUGGGAAAACUAUUCCAUCAUUAUACAAGGCGACGGCAUUUUACUUAAUAAACAUUGCUUAUGGAGGGUAUCUCCUGGUUGUCAGACCGUAUGAUAACCCUCAAGAUAAUAUUGUUGAAUGCAUCAACCAGGUCUUAUUCUGCUUCCUUGCUGUUCCAUUAUCUUGGUUAAAAACAAAGUCGAGUUGGACUUCAUUUUAUGAAGGUUUUUACAUCAAAAUUCUUAUGGCUUCCCCAAUUAUAGGAAGCAUUGUUUGAUUCAUAUUUUUAAUCAAAUCAAUCAUUUCUCGAAUCAAAAAAAUUAAAUCUACCACUAAAGUUCAAAAUUUACCUCUUCCCAACAUAAUCAGUGGAAAUCCAAGAAGAUUCCACAUUCAUGAGGAGAGCAAGCUAAGCCAUGCAACACCCAACUCUGUUCUAAAAUAUUCAUCAAACCUCAGCCUGCAGCUAUCUGAAAUCCCCACUAACAUCCAGAACCCGAGCUUGCAGCACAUCGCCAGAAUACGGGAAGAGAACAUCAAUAGGGAUAGAAUGAGAAUCCAAAUGAGGAAACAAAAUUUAAACUAAUUUACUAGAUUCAUGAAUCAAUCUUAAA
Messenger RNA from Moneuplotes crassus, 3106 nucleotides. The record is from the annotation of a GenBank genome assembly. NCBI's taxonomy places the organism in Eukaryota, Ciliophora, Spirotrichea, Euplotida, Euplotidae.